UUUUCCCUCUCCUCUUGUUUGUUGGCCAAGAGAAGAGAAGAGAAGAGAAGAGAAGAGAAGAGAAGCCAUGAACUGCUCUGCAUUCUCCUCCUCCUUUCUCAACUUCACUCUCAGCUCUGAAAUCCCUAAAAACCUUCAUCCACAUCUCAAGAUUGGAUCCCCUAAAAUACCCACCAAUUCCUCUAUUUCAUCUUCUUUUCACUUCCACCCACUCCUGCGCAACUCUCUGCUUCCUCUUGCCGCUUCACUCUCCAUUAUUUUCUUACCAAUUCCGGCCAAAGCUGGACUUUUAUCAGGAUUCUCAGGGAUAGAAUCAACUCCAGGUCCUCAGUUACCCCAAAUUGAUUUUCUUAAUCGCUUUAAUGAAGAAAACCAGAAGAAGUAUGCUGAGGCUGAUGCCAGAUUCAAAUCAUCUCCCUUGCUCAAGCAGCUCCUAGAACGGUCCAAGCUGAACAAAGAAAAGAACCGACAAGCAAUUUUGGACAAGUACUGCAUCCGCGGAGCAGAGUGGGGCGUAGGGGAUUGUUCGGCAGAUGCAAUGUCACCCGAGGAGAGGGACCAGUUCAUUUACAUGCUGAAGCAGAAGGCUGGUAUAACUGAAUGACCUUUGCAUUGAACAAUUUCUAAUGGGGAAGUUCACAUUUUGUGGCAACUGUUCUGGGUGUAAGGUGAAUGGGUUAGGGAUUUCUGCAACUUGUUUUUGACGAUUAGAUUCAGUAUACAUUCAUUGUUAUCUUGCCUCACCCACCUAACUGGUGGGAAUCAAGCAGGUAAGCUCCUGAUUCAGUUGAUUUCAAUUUGCUUUGUGAUUC
This is a messenger RNA of Carica papaya (papaya), 812 nucleotides long. RefSeq lists its product as uncharacterized. NCBI's taxonomy places the organism in Eukaryota, Viridiplantae, Streptophyta, Magnoliopsida, Brassicales, Caricaceae. The record is from RefSeq and is a predicted model, not a curated record.